Molecule: messenger RNA, 1539 nt
Organism: Baudoinia panamericana UAMH 10762
Lineage: Eukaryota; Fungi; Ascomycota; Dothideomycetes; Mycosphaerellales; Teratosphaeriaceae
Exons: 2
Coding region: 1-1539 (512 amino acids)
Biological process (GO): [2Fe-2S] cluster assembly
Cellular component (GO): mitochondrion; cytosol; nucleus
Molecular function (GO): pyridoxal phosphate binding; cysteine desulfurase activity
Source: RefSeq, a predicted model, not a curated record
AUGUCACACAUCGCUCCAACAGCGGCGCGACAAGCGCUGCGACAAUGCAGUCGCCGCCUCUCCACCACCACCGCCACCACCUUCGCCACCCAAGCGUCACGAUCCUGCGUUGCCUCCCAUGGCCGACGACAUUACGUUUCCGAGUCGGCGCCUAAGCAAGCGACCGUCAACAUCGAGACAGCCAUCCGCCAGGACCAGAAAGCGUUUCUUGCCCAAACAGGAACAAGGCCUCAGGAUGCACAGAUGCCAACGACAGGCAUGUCCGCCGACGCCAUGAUGUCCCCAGCAGCCGGCAUAUUGAAACAAGCCACGGUCAUGGACGAGGGCACCCGUCCUAUCUACCUGGACAUGCAAGCCACUACCCCAACCGACCCGCGAGUCCUAGACGCCAUGCUGCCAUUCUACACCGGCCUCUACGGCAACCCACACUCGCGCACGCACGCCUACGGCUGGGAGACGGAGAAAGCAGUCGAAGCAGCACGGAAGCACAUCGCCGACCUCAUCGGCGCCGAUCCGAAAGAGAUCAUCUUCACGAGUGGCGCGACGGAAAGCAACAAUAUGAGCAUCAAGGGUGUGGCACGCUUCUUCAAGAAGAGCGGCAAGAAGAACCACAUCAUCACCUGUCAGACUGAGCACAAAUGUGUGUUGGACAGCUGCCGGCAUUUGCAAGAUGAAGGCUUCGAAGUCACCUACUUGCCCGUGCAAGAGAACGGACUCGUGAAUAUGGAGGAGCUGGAGCGAUCGAUUAGGCCCGAGACCUGUCUCGUCAGCAUCAUGACGGUCAACAACGAGAUUGGCGUGGUGCAGCCCGUCGACGAGAUUGGUCGACUAUGUCGGAGCAAGAAGGUCUUCUUCCACACAGAUGGUGCGCAGGCAGUGGGUAAAAUUCCCAUUGACGUGAACAAGAUGAAUGUGGACCUCAUGUCUAUCUCCGCGCACAAGAUCUACGGACCGAAGGGUAUCGGAGCAUGUUACGUGCGAAGACGGCCGAGGGUGAGAAUCGACCCUAUCAUUUCCGGCGGUGGUCAGGAGCGAGGACUGCGGUCCGGAACGAUUGCGCCGCCGCUGGUCAUUGGGUUCGGUGAGGCGGCUAGGAUAGCGAAGGAGGAGAUGGAGUACGACACCGCCCGCAUCUCCGCACUCUCCCACACACUCUCCUCCUCCCUCCUCUCCCUCGACCACACCCAUCUCAACGGCGACCCCUCCGCCCACUACCCAGGCUGCGUCAACAUCUCCUUCGCCUACGUCGAAGGAGAGUCUCUCUUGAUGGCCCUCAAAGACAUCGCACUCUCCUCCGGCUCCGCUUGCACCUCCGCUUCUCUCGAACCGAGCUACGUCUUGCGAGCGUUGGGCAAUUCGGAUGAAAGCGCGCAUUCCUCCAUCAGGUUUGGAAUAGGCCGGUUUACGACCGACGCGGAGAUUGAGUACGUAGUCAAGGCUGUUACGGAGAGGGUUGGGUUCUUGAGGGAGUUGAGUCCGUUGUGGGAGUUGGUGCAGGAGGGCGUGGAUUUGGAUACUAUUGAGUGGAGCCAACAUUGA